UCUCCUAUAUGGAUGCUAUCACAAUUUUGGGCUUGGUCUACUGGCUAAUCUGUAUGAUUUUGUUCGGGCCAUUGAUGUUCUUUGUCUGCGUUUACCUGCCGGAAGUUCCGGUGCGAUAUGUGAAGAGUCUGAGGCAGCACUACUUGACCACAAAUUAGACAAGUCCAUAGUACAUAGAGUAAUCAAGCCAUAAUUGAAAUGUUAUUGAUGUACAACCGAUCGAUUUGUAAUAAAAGCCUACUCAAAAGUGCAUUCAAAUUA
Molecule: messenger RNA, 261 nt
Organism: Drosophila ficusphila
Lineage: Eukaryota; Metazoa; Arthropoda; Insecta; Diptera; Drosophilidae
Exons: 1
Coding region: 9-158 (49 amino acids)
Source: RefSeq, a predicted model, not a curated record